UAGAAAAAGAUGAAGUGGUGCUGCAACAGUGUUCAUCUCUGAGAUCCAUUGCAAUGAAAGAGAAUGACUCAGAUGACUCCUAUCCCUUUCUCUGUGUUACACAGUGUUCUUUUACUCUUCAUUCUUUGAAAUACACAUUUGUCUUUGAUUUAGGGCAGCUUCACAUGUGUGCUUCAAACUUGGCAUUUUCUUUGUGAAAAUCUGCCCUGUUAAAAUCAAUCCCCCUUGAAUGAAUAAUGUAUUAAAACAUUUAUAUUUUAAACUUUAUCGGUGGGUUGGGUCCAGAAAUCUGUUGAGCAGAAUUCUGCUUGAGUUGGAGAAAGGGAGCAUGAAGGUGAUUUUUGCUAAUUGGUCCUUCUCUCUUCUGCCCCAUGUGCCUUCUGAAAAAUUGAGGAAUUAACUGGAGUAGAGUCAUAGAAUCAUAGAAUUGGAAGAAACCUCAAGGACCAUCCAGUCCAGUCCCUUGCCAUGCCGGAAGACAGACAGCCAUCCACUCUCUGUUUAAAAACCUCCAAAGCAGGAAACUCUAUAGAAGAAGUGGUGAGGAAGGGUGAAGUGUCAAGAGUCCCUGUUUCUUACUUCACUGGAGAGCCUUUGCUGGAUCUCAUUGCUUUUCACAUAAUAAAGUUUCACAGAGCUUCUAAGGCAAACAAGAAGCCAGUUCAAUUACCUCGGGGAAUGGUGAAAUCUCUAUUAUAUCAGAUCCUAGAUGGUAUUCAUUACCUACAUGCUAACUGGGUGUUACACAGGGAUUUGAAACCUGCUAAUAUUUUAGUUAUGGGUGAAGGUCCUGAGCGAGGAAGAGUAAAAAUUGCUGACAUGGGCUUUGCCCGACUAUUUAAUUCACCUUUGAAGCCUUUAGCUGAUUUGGAUCCAGUAGUUGUAACAUUCUGGUAUCGAGCUCCAGAAUUAUUGCUUGGAGCAAGACAUUAUACCAAAGCUAUUGAUAUUUGGGCUAUAGGGUGUAUAUUUGCAGAGCUGCUAACAUCGGAGCCAAUAUUCCACUGCCGACAAGAGGAUAUAAAAACUAGUAAUCCAUAUCAUCAUGACCAGCUGGACAGAAUAUUCAAUGUAAUGGGAUUUCCUGCAGAUAAAGAUUGGGAAGAUAUUAAAAAGAUGCCUGAACAUUCGACGUUAAUGAAAGAUUUCCGAAGAAAUACGUAUACCAACUGCAGCCUUAUCAAAUAUAUGGAAAAACACAAAGUUAAGCCAGAUAGCAAAGCAUUCCACUUGCUACAGAAAUUGCUUACUAUGGACCCAAUAAAGAGAAUUACCUCAGAACAGGCUAUGCAGGACCCUUAUUUCUUAGAAGAUCCACUUCCUACAUCUGAUGUGUUUGCAGGUUGUCAGAUCCCGUACCCAAAACGAGAAUUUCUAACUGAAGAAGAACCUGAUGACAAAGGAGACAAAAAGAACCAGCAGCAGCAACAGGGCAAUAACCACACAAAUGGAACUGGUCAUCCAGGAAAUCAAGACAACAGUCAUACACAGGGACCUCCCUUGAAAAAAGUCAGAGUUGUUCCUCCUACCACUACCUCAGGUGGACUUAUUAUGACCUCAGAUUAUCAGCGUUCCAAUCCCCAUGCUGCCUAUCCAAACCCUGGACCAAGCACAUCACAGCCACAGAGCAGCAUGGGAUAUUCAACUACCUCCCAGCAGCCUCCACAGUACUCUCACCAGACGCACCGGUACUGAGCUGCACCUGAAUAAAGUCAAUGCACUGUUGCUAAGGCUGCAGGACUGGCUGUGCUGCUGUCUGCCUGGAACCUGGCUUUGGGCCGCAAGAAUGUACUGUAACUUGUUGCAUUUUCAAAAUGUCUGAUAGCCAAGUUCCACUAUUUUUCACAGGCUGGGAGUAGUGGCUCCCUCAGAUUGUACCCAUUUAUGGAAUUAGACUUGAAAAGAAAGUACUAGCACAGUUUGUGUUGUGGAUAUGCUACUUCCAUAGUUUACUUGACAUGGUUCAGACUGACCAAUGCAUUGUUUUCAGUGACAGUCUGUAGCAGUUGAAGCUGUGAAAUGUGCUAGGGGCAAGCAUUUUUGUUGUUGUGAUGAAUUCUAUUGAUGUUAACAACGUUAUCUGACCAAUAGUACGCAAAAUCUCUUAACUGGUAUUUGAAGCAUACAGUAUGUGUUAAUGAGAUGAAAACAAACUAACCGUGGCUCCAAUUGAGAGAAUUUUGAUAUACAUUGAUUUUUAGUGACUUUUUUGUGGGCUGAUUCAUUUUCCACAUUGAUCAAUGUUUUUGACCAACAAAUUUGCUGCAAAGAGAUUUUUUAAGACAGUAAAAGAAACAUGAGCAUUUUUCCAGCAGAUUUACAAGCCUCCCAAAGAUUAAUUUUCAACAUAUGUUUAUUUUGUUCUCAGAUCUAUGACUUGACUGGUAUUAAAGCUGCUAUUCGAUAGUAAAUGAGUGUGUUAUUGAGAUAAACCUGUUUGGUUCAGCAAACCAACUAAAAUGAUUGUCAUAGGCAGUGUUUUAUUUUUCCUGUUGGUGUUAACUGAUUUGUGAGCAUGCUUGGAAUUUAAAAAGCAUGAGUCAUGUUCCCUACAAACAAACAAACAGUGCGACAUUCAUUCAGAUAUUUUUGUCAUGAUUUUUGAGAGCUGGCUUGAUGUAGUGGAUAUUAAAUUUUGUUAAUUAUUUUUAAAAUAUGUUCGCACAUUUGUUUAGGGGCACCUUUAUUAAAGCAGAGGAUUAAGGUGUUAGGAGAACCCUAGAAUUUGAGAGAAAGCUAUACCAUACAAUGUACUGUAUCCAACUAUUUUACAUGAAUGACGCAGGUAUUCUGAAUUUUAAAAAAAAUCAACAUUGCUAAAACAAGGUGUUACAUAAUAAAAUUAUUUUUCAUAAAUCUGCA
Sceloporus undulatus (fence lizard) is the source of this 2862-nucleotide messenger RNA. RefSeq names its product cyclin dependent kinase 8 (gene CDK8). The transcript has 11 exons. Gene Ontology annotation, molecular function: RNA polymerase II CTD heptapeptide repeat kinase activity; cyclin-dependent protein serine/threonine kinase activity; ATP binding. Lineage: Eukaryota; Metazoa; Chordata; Lepidosauria; Squamata; Phrynosomatidae. The coding region runs from base 469 to 1695 and encodes 408 amino acids. Gene Ontology annotation, biological process: protein phosphorylation. The record is from RefSeq and is a predicted model, not a curated record. Gene Ontology annotation, cellular component: mediator complex; nucleus.